ACAUCAUAGGAUACAAAACUCUGUCUAUAAAAAUAUAUAAUAAGCAAAUAAAUUCCCUUAAUAAGGCUUAUUUACUGUGGUCUAAAUUAGGUGAACACAUAAAAGUAUUAGUUCAUUUAAUUUAGUUAGAUUAUCCAGUAGCUCAAACAUGUAGUUAGAUCAUUGCAAUAUUUUGAACUAGAUUUCAAUUAUUUUUAAUUGUUAUACAAUUAUUUUUUUUGAAGCUUAUUAAAACGAAAAAAGAAUGAUAAUAUAAUAAGUCCAAUUUUUGUUAGAGUGGAAAGAUUUUAACAAACAUGAUAACAUAACUUAACCAGUAUAACAAAAUACUAGACGUAUUUGUAUCUAUGCGGACAUGACAGCUGAUAUUUCCUGGAAGUUCAAGUCUUAUAUCAUACAGACGUUACUUCAAAAAAGAAGAUGAUUACGUCCUACGCGUCUUGCAUUCAGUCAUGCAUAUUAACCAAUGACUUAAAUUCUGCCAAUUCACUGGUUUUCUUGGCUAGCUCAGGCAUUUGUACAAAUUUGUCCUAGCAUAUGGAAUGAGGAAUUUGCCUUUCUCUUUGUAUCUUUCAGAGUAUUUUAUUAAAUUUUGUUUUUGUAUUUGAAGAUUAUGGUUCAGUGUUUUAUGUAUAAUUGCUACUUUACUUUUGAGUCUUCUAUCCUGAAGGCUUUCUAAAUUUAGUGAUUUUACUAAAGGUGUUACUCUAGUCAAAUGUAAAUAUUCGUUUGUUAUGAAUCUCACUGCACUAUUUUGUGUCUGUUCCAGUUUUUAAAAAUGUUUUCUUGAGUUGAGGGGUCCCAAACGGAGGAUGCAUAUUCUAUUACUGGCCUAACCAAGGUUAAAUAACAUUUUAGUUUUAUGUUCUUAUUUGAUUUAUAGAAAUUUCUUUUAAUAAACCCAAAUGCUUUGUUUGAUUUUUUGAUAGUUUUACCAAUAUGGGGAAUCAAUGACAGUUUUUUUUUCAUUUAUUACAACACCUAGGUAUUUUACGUUUUUAGUCUGUUACUGGUCAGUACGGGAAUCCCCUAAAUUGUUAAGAACAAAAAUGGAAAACGUUACAUAUAUUUAUUUCCAUAAAUAAAAAACUUGACAAGACAAAAUGCACUUUAUGCUUCAACUACUAAUUGCCACAGCAGUUAUGUCUUUGGCUCUAUGUAAAUCUGAAGAAGUCAAAGCAAUAUUGUAUGAGUACAACGAUACAUCAAUUUUGAGAACAAAACAACAAUUCAUCUUACGUGGCAAUGUGACGGUACAAACAGCGCCACACGAUGACUUAUACAACUUUUUAAAAAUAAAUUACAGAAAAAAUGACAAUACUGAUUUUCAUAUGUUCGACACAUUGGAUUUUAAACAGUGCAUGGCGCGUGCAAGUUUCUAUUGUGUUCAAGACAAGAACACGUUUUUAAUUUAUCUCAACACAACCACUAUGAUAGAAUUCAACCAAUCAGAAUGGAAAAUGAAUGGCUCCUACAAUGGAUAUGAGUUUAGUAGCAAUGCUGUAAUCCUACCUAUAAUUCAACCCAAUGUUGAAACAAGUCUCUUUAUUAAACUUAACCCAAGCUACUCUAAAUGUGAACAAGAUAUCCUGGAAAGUGAAGAAAUCGUUUUAGAAGGACAUGCACGCUUUUAUGGAGACUUUAAAGAAGAUGAAACGUAUAUUGCAAUAGAAGUAAACUUAAUAAGCUCAACGAACUAUACUUUAUACAAAGCAGUAUAUCUGAAUCACUGUGAAACAUCAUCAGAUUUUAAGUGCACUAGAGAUGGAGACUUGUACUCAUAUACAACAACACUAUCUGUCAAUGCUACUAAAGAACUCAGUGAAUCACAUUGGCGACUCGCUGGCGAAUUUAAUGGGAUUUUUUACAAUAGCACUCCUGUACAGCUAUCCAGAAUUUUAGAUUCAUCCAAGGUUCUAAUGAGACUUAAUGGACAAACGUUAUCAAAGAGUAACACUUCCAUAGAGAUAAAAGAAGACGAAGAACUAACUCUGUGUUGUAUUACGACACUAUCACACUGUCUAGCUGUCAUUACAGUGAACCACACUCAAUCUUUUUCAAACCAGAGUUGUGUUAGUCAUCGACCAAUCAAGGGGGAUAAAUCCACGUAUAUGUUUGGAUACAUCGUUUGUGGAGAUGAUAAGUAUUCACAGGCAUUUCCUGUUGACGUUAACAUACUCCAAGUGAAAGACAUUACAGGUCAAGAGAGACCGGGAAUUAUACUUGGUGCUGUGUUCGGCGCUAUUGUCUUUAUUGUGCUGAUAUUGUCUUUGAUCUGCUGCUGGCGCAAAAGAAAAAAUAAAAAAUCAGCACAAAAAUUAUCUGGCCAAAGACCACAAUCUUCGCCUCCACAAGCCAACAGUUUAUCUCCAGACAACAGUUCUGCGUGUUUAUUAGAUAUACCUGAAAAAUGGACGGAAAGAAAUGUCAUUGUUCCUGAAGCUGAAGUCACUAAAAAACCAAAUUCUUCACGUCAAAAUACACAAAACAAAGAGACUAAAGGUAUUAAAGAGAGUACAAAGAGAAGUUAUCUUCCUUCAAAUACAAAGAGCACGAAAACGAAAUGGAUUAAAGGGAAUGAAUAUAAAAUGGAAACGCCUUUAGUUUGUCGAAUGACCAGAAGUAAACAAAAAGAAUUUGAUGAGAAAAAUGCUGAAAGGACAAAAAGUCCUUCGCCCAGACGAAGAAGAAGAAUCAAACCAAAGGAAUUCUCUGAAGACAAUGAUGCCGAAAUGUUAACACUACCUAUUUCUGGAUCAAUUGCAAGAAGACAAAAGAAAUUUAAUGUAAUAUAUCCCGAUUAUUUCACACCAAAAAUGCAGUCCAAAAAUACUGAAUUAGAGGAAAGAAAACUUUCAUAUUCUGUAAAACAUACAAGAAACAAACAGAUUUUGUUGAAGGAUUCUUACAAAGCAGAUGAAAAAAUAAAUCCACUUGAGUUUCAAAAUCUCAGGAUACGAAGGUCACAGACGGUGCAGCAAUAAAAAAGAAUAGAAAAAAAGUCUGUUUUUAAAAUAAUACAGGUUUAACUAUCUACGAAUGCUGAGUAAAUUUAUGAAAUAUUAUAAAUAUUAUUUUUUAUAACUAGAUCUAAACUUCCAUUCUGGCUGAGGUUACAUUAAUUUAAUAUCAAAACUUUAAGAUACAUAUAGAAAUGCCUUUUUUUUUGCAUUUCGAUAUAUUUAACUUAUUAACAAUAGUUAUCAAAUACAAGCAUAAAAGCUUAUAAAAUGGAACACACAGACAUACAACAAAACCAAAGAUUGGAGAGAAUCGUUGUAUUAGAAAAUAACUGUAUACCUUUUUUUAAUUGAUAGACUUUGACUAGUGGUAGCUUCUGACAUUUUUAAUAAAUGAAAGGAAAACCUAAUGAAGUUAUAAAUGUAUUUUUUUAAAUUAUCAUUUAUUCAUUCGAAUAGUUUUUGCUUCUUUUUCUAUUUUGGUAAACGGUUUCUAUUUGCUCUUAUAAAAGUUUUAUCAACAUUGUUAUUGUAGUACUGCUAAGGGUAACAACUUAUAGUAUUUAUAGACAUAACAUCUCCCAUUAAUAGUAAUAUCAAUACAUUACAUCUAGUCAAAUAAUUAUUGACAUGUUGACUUAUUGGUAAGAUGAUUGUAGUCAUAGUAUUUGUAGAGUAUUACAGUCUGAAGACUGAACAAUCAUAAUUACAGAAAGUACUUUCUCAUAUGUAACAAAGUGACAUGUAUGAUCUGAACUCUUUACAAACAAAACUUUACAUUUACACUUUUAUACAUUUUACCAUUGGUGCAAUGAGAAUCCAUAAUGUAAUGAAUAAAAUACAAUCGACGAUACGUACAUUUUUAUUCCAUAUCUUGAAGUACACAAUUUUAUUUCGAUACAAUAUUACACAUUAUUUCUCUUUUAGGCUUCAUUAUCUCAACUGACUGUUUAGUUGACUGACUGCAAUAUUUGACCAAAUUUUCUGUUUGUCGACUAAUACAUGGCUACUACAUUGACUUGUUUCUACUAGACUACUCGACUAACUUCUAACUUUUUCCUUACUGACUGACAUCACAUUCUGUUGUUCACUCCUACAUCCGGUGAUUCAUAACUAGUAGGCCUAUUGAUACAGUCUCACAAGCUAUCUAUUCAAACAACCAGGCAUCAGACUGCUCCAAAUUUGUCCUUAGCAUAUCACUAUCAGUCAUGGCUCUAGUCAUAGUCUUAUAAAGAUGUAGUGACUGUCGCAUCUGGUGAAAGAAGCUUUUCUAAACUCAAACUGAUCAAAACCUACCCUAGGUCAGUAAUUCACCAAUAGCGAUUCAUUAAUUUACAACUAUAGCUAUUGUAUCUGCAAUAAACAAAGGCAUUAACUAUUAAACAUUUCUUAAAGACUUUACUAAGAAAAAAAGCAAUAGAGGCACACUUUUAAAUUAAUUUAGUGUCAAUAUUUUAUUAAUAUUAAUUGAUUUUUUUUUAAUUUUGUCUUGCUACUUUGUUAUUAUAGCCUGUUAAUACAACAAUUCGUUGGUGAAGUUAUGUUUUGAGUUGCGUCCUAUCCAUUUUUUUAAUGACAAACAUUAUAUUGAAAACAUCAUAAAUAUCGCUCAUAAAAGUAUUAAUUAAUAAUAAAAGAAUGAAGUAUAGGUUAUGACUUACAAUGUCUUAAUUGGACAGCAAUACAUAAAACGGCAGCAAAUGUCUUUUGUUUUUAUAAAUUAAUAUCAUUAGAUGAGCCGCAUUAAAAGACAUUGUUGAAAUGCUAGUUAUAUAUUAACUGCUUUGAAUGUCUGUAGCAACAUCAUGUAUUUAAAUUGAUAGAACACGAAGAACAAGAUUAUUUCAAGACGAUAUUUAUAUUUUAUUCAAAUUAUUGUAAUCGUUUUAAGAAUUAGCAUUCCGUGUUUAGAAAUAUUUUUUGUGCAUAUUUUUUUUAAUAUUUAUAUUUGUUGGUCUGGAUUUUUUUUAUAUUUUUAUAUUUAAAAAAAAAAAAAAAGAAAAAAAAAAGAUAGCUAUAAUUGAAAUACUCUAGUUUAACUUUGAAGAUUUACCAUUUGAUUUACACAUUUUAGCUUUGCAGUGUUAGGACACACACUUUCUAUUACUUACUAAUCCAAACCACCGACUGGGCGCAAGGACUUACCGCUCUAGGGUUUGCGAUCGAACUUACGUCCAAAGCUCAUACCGCAGGGUGAGACAGCCAUCCAUCAUCCAUGAGAUUGCUUUUUAAAGAUACGACGUAAUCAAAGGAAAAAGGAAGGUCGCCAGUAUUAUGAGAUUUUUACGCAAAUUUUUAUUCUAAAUUAAAAAAAAAUACUUAUAUUUUCAAUAUGGAUUUAUUAUACGAAAAAAAAAAAACUAACGAAAAACAAUAAUAGCUGUUUCCAAUACUAACAAUGGCAGAGAGUUAUAAAAUGUCUGCAGAGAAGAAAAUCUUUAUUUUAACACAGCUCCCUAUAACAUGAUUUCCUAAACAUAUCUAUGAGUGUGUUAAGUCUUUUAUAUUGUUUUAAAAAAUGAAUAUUAACACAUAUACAUGUUAAUUUGUUUUAAUGCUCAAAUCUCUUUAUCUAGUGAAUAUUGAAAUAAACUCCCUCUAUCUCUACUCAAAGAGGGAGAGAGAGAGACAGUAAGACACACAACAAGAUUACAAAGAGAGUUUGUGUUACACAAACUCAGAGGCGGCCCCCGUCGAAGUCGGAUCCCUGUCGGAUCUGCAUAUUCGCAAAUAAUAUUCAAGAGGUGAUUUAAUUUUGAUGUAAAAUGUUUUACACGUUUCGGAUGUUAAUUCAGAGUUGAAGAUAAUUACUUCCUAGUCCAAACCUCCCGCAGGACGACGGGGGAUGGGAGCGGGCAGGGUUUGAACCCUGGGCCAUCCAUAAAUCUGAACGACAGUACAGCGCGCAAACCGCACGACCAGGCAGCCAUCCGAUGGUCAAAAGUAAUAAUGUUUCAAAGAUUCAUUUGUCGUAAAUUUAAAUUUAAAUUUAAUAAAAAAUAGUAGAUUAGUUUUAGUAUAUUAAAACAUUACAAUAUUGAUCAAAACGUUUGGAAAUGAAAAUCUACACUUUUUUUUUACACUUUAAGUUUAUAAAUUGAAAUUCUACAUCUUAAUCUAGUCUAUUUUAGUCUAAACUAGAUCUAGAAAUACUAGAUCUAGACUCUAAAAUAAUUUUAAUUAGAAUAUAAAUCCAGAUCUAGAUAUACUGUAAUAAAAAUGUAGAUCUAGUUUAAAAAAUCUAGAUUAGAUCUAAAUCUAGAUAUCAUUCCUUUUUUAAACGCGAGUCACAUAACGAGGCUUAAUAAACAUUACUAUGCCGAGUUCUUUUUUCAUUUCGUUUGAAGAAUUUAUUCCAUAUAACGUCAGAGGGAAAAAAAAACACUACGUCACACGGCCUAGCUAGAUUAAAAAUCGCCUUCAUCUAUAAGAGCCAUUUAUCGAGUGUUCAUAGACUUUGGUGCACCGAGUGCGUUCUUUAAGCAUUUCAUUUAAAGAAUUCAUUCCAUAUGACGUCAAAGGAAAAAAAACACUACGUCACACGGCCUAGCUAGAAUAAAAAUCGCCUUAAUCAUUACGAGCGUUUUAUCGAGUGUUCAUAGACAUUGGUGCACCGAGUGCGUUCUUUUAGCAUUACAUUUAAAGAGUCCAUUUAUAUGACGUCAAAGAAAAAAAAUUCCAUUACCUCACAAUAGGCUAGUACCGGUACCAUAAAAAAAAAUGUCUUUAUUUACACGAGAUAUUUAACGAGGGUUCAUAGACAUUGGUGCACUGAGUUCUAAUAGAAUUUAUUUAAAAAGGAUCAAAGCCGCAUUGUUUUUGCGUUUUGUCUGUCAGUCGGUCUGUCCGUCAUCUUGAUAUAAAAAAAAAAACAACCAAAAGUUAUUAAAAAUUGAUUAACCUUUAUUUUACGUUUCAAAACAUCGCAAUAAUUUUUAGGUAUGAACACAAUUGAAAAGUUUAUAUAAUAGAUUGUUCCGGAUGUUUGUAUAAAUAGUAAAAGAAAAAGAGAAUUUCAGAUAAAUGUAAUACCGUUAAUUAAAUUUUUUGGAUGGUCUCGUAUAAAAAUUAGAUGUACUACAGCCACGUGGAGAGAUUUUCAUACCUUACUUUGGUGUUAGGAUUCUGUUUCCCUUAAAAAUCGGAACAUAAUAUUAACGAUAAUUAGAUUUUUUAAUGUUUUAGGUAGAAAGUUAAAUGUACUGUAAUUAUUUGGCGUUAGUAGAUUUUUAAAUAAAUUCGGAAAUUUCUGGCGACGAUUUGUAAGAAACAAAAUCCGGAACUUUCUUUAUCGAUUACAAAACUUCUAUGUUAUGUUUUACAAGAAAAUUAAAUGUCUAAAAAGUAAUUUUCAGUAAUCAAUUCUAGUAAAUUACUUUUUUUAAAAGCCUUAUGCGAUUUCAAACAAUCAUUAGGCAUAAUUCAUGUUUUAUAAAACAAUAUCCGGAACAUUUUUACACUUAAUGAAAUAUAAGUCAGUAUAGAGAUUAUGAUUUAGCAUUAAUAUGCUAUUUACAUAAAAAACGGAACAACAUAUUAUUGAUAAUGUGUUUUUGCAACGUUUAAGCAUGGAAAUUGAAUUUAAUAUAAGUUAGAAGAGCAAACAAACAUUUGUUGGCGUUGAUUAGUUUUGCACAAAAAAAUCCGGAACAAUUAAUUUUAGAUACUUAAAACUAUUGAGAUGUUAUGGGAGGAACAUUAAAGGGUAAAUCAGAUUUUCAAUAGCUUUUAGAGUUCUAGUUUUUUAAAUCUAAUCGUGACGGACAGACCGACCAACAGACAAAACGCACAAAAAUAAGCUUCUUUUAUUCGGAUGGGGGCACUAAACAAAAAAUAAAUAAAAUCUGAUUUUUAAAAAAAGUUUAAGGAAUUGGUUUAGCACCUGAUCAUGUUGCGACGUUACGCUACUGCUCGAAAAUCGCUGCAUAAAAAGUCCAUUUAAAAAAAUGUGCGUGAUAUUUACAUACAAAGUGCAUUAUUAGCCUUUAUAAACAAACAGAAAUGUUUUCUUUUAAUUUUAGCAGCUAGUUGACCAGAAAAAACGUCUUUAACUAUUAUUUGUAUUUGUUGUAAACAUUUCCUGUACAUUUUAAAAAUAUAUUUGACUUAGUGAUACUGAAAAUACACAAAAAUUGCCCAUCUUUGUUAGCAUAUUGUAACAUUGCCUCCCUUACAUUUACGUAAUUGUUUUAGAAUUGGUGUAUUUUUAUGAAAAAAUCGCUUGCAUAAUUAAUUUUAUAAAUUAAACGGUUUGCUUUUAGAAAACCAAAAGUAGCCGUUGCACCUAAACUUUUCAAGCCGGAUUUAAUGAUGAAAUAAUAUUUUUCAUAUCUCUUCUAGUUUUCGAGAUCUGAGUGUGACAGACGGACAGACGGACAGACGGACAUUUUGCACAAACCUAAUAGCGGCUUUUUCCCCUUACGGGGGCCGCUAAAAAAGAGAGCAUAUAUAUAUAUAUAUAUAUAUAUUGUUAAAAAAUAUGUUUAGUUAUAUACUUACAGUAUUAGUUUUUACAAAUAUGUAAAUGACAUUUUGUUCCACAACUUAAACCAUUUGUACCAAAACUGAUUGUUAUAAAUAAACAAAUUGUAUUUCAUUUCAUUGUGUGUGUGUGCUGUGUCAGAAUAAUGUCGUCCAUGUAUAAUGUCACCCCUUUCCACGCAUCUGAUGUAUGUAUGUAUAUAUAUAUAUACAUGGCCUCAUUCACGUGACUAGAAGUAUCAGAACAGGGUUUUUGUUAAUGCCUCUACAUGUUCUGUAAUGUUUUAAUAAAUACAAAUUUUACCGCUUAUUCGUAAUAAUACUUAAUAAUAGACUACUUACAGCUCAAAGCAUGUGCUAUAUGCUGUAAAAAAAAGUAAAGUCCCCUAGCAGACGUUUAUGGCAGAUAUAUUUCUUGCAAAGUUAAUAUUAUUUUCCUUUUUUUAAAAGAGAUAUUUCCUAUAUAUUUAGUUGAAAUAAAAUAUAACUUUUUGAGUUGUGGAGGUUAAGGCCCUUGGUUGACGCAUUGACGUUAAUCCGGAGCUGUAUUUAUAUAUUACGAACAUGCUACCUGCGGACUUUGUCUUAACCACGAAAUUGUUGUAAUCCGUACUAUUUGAGGCAAUGUUUUUAAAGAUGCAAAAACAGAAUCAGCAAUAGAAAACCGGUGAAAAAAAAACAGGUCUCAGACCCUUCUAAAUUUGAAUUUUUCAAUAAAAUGUCAACCGCUGGGGAUAGUCUCUUGUGUAGGCCUAGGAGAGGUUGUCCCGCCUGUUCUCCAACAAAUCUUGAAUUGAAUAGAUAUU
This is a messenger RNA of Biomphalaria glabrata, 9247 nucleotides long. RefSeq lists its product as uncharacterized. The transcript is spliced from 21 exons. Bases 1104 to 2984 code for a protein of 626 amino acids. Lineage: Eukaryota; Metazoa; Mollusca; Gastropoda; Planorbidae. The record is from RefSeq and is a predicted model, not a curated record.